UUGUAAGAAAGGAGACGAAACACGUUUGCACAAAGUAAAUUAGCUUUUUUUUUUUAAGGGACAAAGUAAAUUAGUUAACCGACCUAUUCUCUCUCCAUCUAACCUCCGUAGCUGGUUCUCUUCGCUCUCUAAUCCUCAGUUUCAGUCUCCAAUGGCUAAUCCACAAAAGGGAGUGCUUUACAAUAAUAUUCCUUGUGAUUUUCUUGAGGACAUUCUCUCAAGACUCGAUGCCAAAUCUCUUAAACGCUGCGAGUGCGUCUCUAAAUCUUGGCUCUCUCUACUAAGGACCCCCUAUUUCAUCAAUCUCCACCUCCAGCGUCAACCACAUCGUGUUGCUUUCCUCCUGGAAAAGGUUAGAAGCUUCGAUCAAAGUUUAUCCAUUUUUGAUUGUGAAAAUCUUGCUGAGAUUUCUUCACACGAAUUUCCCUUUAUUGAGAGGGAUCAUUCGCCGUUAUUAUUUAUGGGCAGUGAUAAUGGUGUAUUGGGUCUUUCUGACAUGGGUAAUAAAAUGGUUUAUUUAUGGAACCCCGCCAUUAACGAGUAUAAAGAACUGCCCCCUUCUCCCCAGCGUGGGCGUAAACAAUCUGCACUUGGGCUUGGCUAUGACCCCUUGACCACUGAUUUCAAAGUGGUAAAGGUCUCAUCUCGAGACAAGGAUCGACUUUUUGGCAGUCGUAAUAGGUUUAAGGAGGGUUGCCAAGUUGGGAUUUAUAGUUUGAGAAAUAAUUCGUGGAAAACAAUGUUAAUGCCUGACAUAUUUUCAGAAUUAGAAUCAUCUACUUCUAUUAUAACUGUUUAUACUUCUCUGGGUUGCUCCAUUGUUGUUAAUGAGUGCAUUCAUUGGAUGAUUUGCUAUGGAAAUACAACAUAUUAUCGCCAACCAUCUUUAGGGAUAGUUGCUUUUAAUACAAGUAGGGAGAAAUUUAAGCUUAUAGAGGCACCUCCAAUUGUAAAAGUAUCUCAUGUUAAGAAGAUAGCUAACUUUUCUGGGUGUCUCUCUCUUUUCACUUUGGAUGAAAUCACAGUAGUUGAGAUUUGGGUUAUGAAAAAAUAUGGUGACUCGAAUUCCUGGUUCAAGCAUUUUUCGCUCAAUUUGAGCAUUCUUCUUACAAGCAGGGUUGAUCAACGUUCUGACUGUUUUGGAGUAGAUUUUUUGAGCAAUGGGAUACUUGUAAUUUCUAGGGCUGAAAUUAAUCAUUGGUUUUGGUAUGAUACCAAGAGUAAGAGACUUGUAAAUGCAUGUCGAAGAUCUGGUGUGCCGGACUUAAUUACAUAUAUUGAGAGUACUUUUAAGUUAAAGGCCUAAGGGGUGAGAGCUUUGUAUUGCCAGAGAAAAAUCCAUAUGUAUACGUAGUUCAUGGAUCGCGCAUCUCUCCUUUGUGCGGUAGUAUUGGCAGUAUAAGAGUUGGGAUGUCCAUAUGAAUUUGUGAUGUUGGCUCCUAAAUUCUGCAAUGAGCAACAAGUUUGUUUCUUUUGACUGGUUUUAUAAUUGAUGACACUUUCUGGUUGCUAAUGCUUAUUUGGACAGCUAUUUCUGAUCCUUUGGGUGUCUUGACGCUCUCACAGUUGUUAGGUGACUAUCUCCAAAAAUUUAUGAGUUUAUGUUUUUUCAAUAAUAUAUGGGAGAGGAUCAUGCUCUCACGGUUUAUGUUUAUUAGUUUCCUUGUUUGUGAGCAUGUUGUUUUCUGAGUUUCCACCCCCUCCUCUGAAGCUUCAAUAAUAUACGGGAGAGGAUACUUUAGUCUCAAAUUUCAGUUGUCAAAUGUCAUAGUUUGCUUUGCUGUUCGCGAGUCGGAUUGGGUCAAGCCAGUUCGUCUAGCGGACUAGUGAAAUGGUGGAAGAUGCUUUGGACUCUAGACCUUCCUCGUAAAGUUAUAUUAUUUUUUUGGAAAGUUGCUCACAAUUGACUUCCAUGCAUGGUUAAUUUACAGCAGCAGGGGGUUCCGUCAUCCAAUUUAUGUCCCUGUUGUUUGAAAGGGCCUGAAAGUGUGCAACAUGCUUUAUGGGGUUGUGAUUAGUUGAAGGCAAUUCGGAACUGUUACAAGGAUGUUUUGUCGCUCCCUGCACCUGCCAAUGUGAAUUUCUACGAGUUUAUGCCUGCCUGUGUUGUUAGGCAUGAAUUGGAAAAAGUGUUGAUUGUUCUUUGGAGAAUCUGGCACCAUAGAAAUAAAUAUGUUCAUGAGUAGGCUUAAAUGUGAGUCGGGCCUUGAAUUAUCUUAAACGUUACCUUGAAGCUAACGCUGUCAAAGGAAUAGAGAGAGACAGCAGGUUGUCACGAGAAGGGCAGUUGAUAUACCCCUCCCCAAUGGUGUGUGCCGCAGCCAGGUGUAGUCAAAGUAACACAGACGCAUCUUUGAAUGGUAUUAUGAAGAAGGUGGAACUUGGCUUAAUUGUAAUGAAAUUAUGAAGGAGCAUGGGUUACCAAAAAGUGGUAGUGGAAUCUGAUUGUCUUGGAGUGAUUAAGGCUAUUCAAAAUAAGACUAUGAGUUCUUAUAUAGGUUCCAUCGUUAGUGUUACUGCUAUUAUUUGUACUGAUUUCUAUGACAUUUCUUUCUGUCUUGCCAAUGCCAAUGGGUCCGCCAUUCUCUGGCAUAGCUAGCACUUUCGAUGGAAGAUCACUAUGGUGGCUUGGCUACCCAUGUUGUAUUCAUUCUUCCAUUCAUGAUUGAAAUAAUUUAUUAUAAAAAAAAUGUCAGUUUGCUUAGCCUAGAA
This is a messenger RNA of Humulus lupulus (European hop), 2712 nucleotides long. RefSeq names its product F-box protein CPR1-like. The coding region runs from base 152 to 1306 and encodes 384 amino acids. The transcript has a single exon. Gene Ontology annotation, molecular function: protein binding. The record is from RefSeq and is a predicted model, not a curated record. NCBI's taxonomy places the organism in Eukaryota, Viridiplantae, Streptophyta, Magnoliopsida, Rosales, Cannabaceae.